Messenger RNA from Melitaea cinxia (Glanville fritillary), 516 nucleotides. RefSeq names its product KRAB-A domain-containing protein 2-like. The record is from RefSeq and is a predicted model, not a curated record. NCBI's taxonomy places the organism in Eukaryota, Metazoa, Arthropoda, Insecta, Lepidoptera, Nymphalidae. Bases 1 to 516 code for a protein of 171 amino acids. Gene Ontology annotation, molecular function: nucleic acid binding. The transcript has a single exon. Gene Ontology annotation, biological process: DNA integration.
AUGUUAGUUGAGUUCGUUAACUCAGUUAUAAAAGAAUUAACAUCAUAUUGGCCGGAACUAAAACUAGUAACUGGGAAACCACGUCAUAGCCAAAGUCAAGGUUCCGUGGAAAGGGCUAAUCAAGAUAUUGAAAAAAUGCUAGCAUCUUGGAUGGAAGACAAUAAAACCACUAACUGGUCGAAUGGACUUAAAUUUGUUCAAUUCAUGAAGAACAGAGCAUUUUACUCAGGGAUAAAGCAGUCUCCGUAUCAAGCAAUGUUUGGAACGGAACCUAAAGUGGGGCUUACAACAUCUAAUCUACCUUUGGAAAUUAUAAGCAGAUUACAUAAUGAAGAAGACUUGAAAGUUGCAAUCACAGAAAUGAAUCAAAACUUCGAUGAUAAUGAAGAGAACCAAGACAAACAAGAAAAAAAUGAAACAAAAAAAAAACAGGUAAAGAACAAGAAGAAAUCAAAGAACAAGGAGAAAACAAAGAACAAGAAGAAAUAUUUGAACACAACAGAAACGAAUCAAUGA